AUGAAUAGAGAUGCUUGUUAUGUAUUUGAGACAAUUUCAGAUAGAGAUGUGGUUGCCUGGAAUUCCAUUAUUUCUGGGUUUUCUCAGAAUGGUUCUGCAUAUGAAGCCCUUGAAUUGUUUCACCAAAUGAGAAUGGGAUCCGUCUUGCCUGAUGCAGUCACCUUAGUGAGUGUCUUGUCAGCUUGUGCUUCCCUUAAUGCUCUCCGAGUCGGUUCUUCUUUUCAUGCUUACACGGUAAAGAGAGGUCUUUUAUCCUCUAGUGUCUAUGUUGGCACUGCGCUUUUGACCUUUUAUGCCAAAUGUGGGGAUGCUGAAUCUGCUCGUGUUAUUUUUGAUGGUAUGGACCAGAAGAGCACUGUCACAUGGAGUGCAAUGAUUAGUGGCUAUGGAAUUCAGGGUAAUGGUCGUGGGUCCCUCUCAAUUUUUGGUGAAAUGUUGAAGGCAGAAUUGAAACCCAAUGAAGAGAUCUUCACAUCCAUUUUAUCUGCCUGUAGCCAUACAGGGAUGAUUGGGGAAGGGUGGAGGCUUUUCACUAUGAUUUGUCAGGACUACAACCUAGUGCCUUCAACAAAGCAUUAUACAUGUAUGGUUGACCUAUUAGCUCGUGCUGGAAGGCUUAAGGAGGCCUUGGACUUCAUUCAGAAAAUGCCAGUUCAACCAGAUGUUAGCUUGUUUGGUGCAUUUCUCCACGGUUGUGGACUCCAUUCAAGGUUUGAUCUUGGAGAGUUGGCAAUCAAGAGGAUGCUAGAGCUCCAUCCUGGUGAAGCUUGUUACUAUGUGCUAAUGUGCAAUCUGUAUGCUUCGGAUGCAAGAUGGAGCAAGGUUAAGCAGGUAAGAGAGUUGAUGAAACAGAGAGGGUUGAUGAAAACUCCAGGUUGUAGCCUGAUGGAGAUGGAUGUUGAUCAUGACUUCUCCUUUUCUAGAGCUGCCUCUCUUGCAUAG
Populus euphratica (Euphrates poplar) is the source of this 942-nucleotide messenger RNA. RefSeq names its product pentatricopeptide repeat-containing protein At2g03380, mitochondrial-like. Bases 1 to 942 code for a protein of 313 amino acids. Gene Ontology annotation, molecular function: protein binding; RNA binding. Lineage: Eukaryota; Viridiplantae; Streptophyta; Magnoliopsida; Malpighiales; Salicaceae. The record is from RefSeq and is a predicted model, not a curated record. Gene Ontology annotation, biological process: RNA modification. The transcript has a single exon.